This is a messenger RNA of Anopheles arabiensis, 1192 nucleotides long. RefSeq names its product SAGA-associated factor 11 homolog (gene Sgf11). Gene Ontology annotation, cellular component: DUBm complex; SAGA complex. Gene Ontology annotation, biological process: positive regulation of DNA-templated transcription; regulation of transcription by RNA polymerase II. Gene Ontology annotation, molecular function: transcription coactivator activity. NCBI's taxonomy places the organism in Eukaryota, Metazoa, Arthropoda, Insecta, Diptera, Culicidae. Bases 70 to 618 code for a protein of 182 amino acids. The transcript is spliced from 2 exons. The record is from RefSeq and is a predicted model, not a curated record.
AUGGUUUUGUUGUUUACUUUUUAGUCAAGUUCCAGCGGCAUCGCUCUACGCACAGCUUACGCCGGCAGAAUGAGCGAAAACGACGGAAUUCACAUAGAAUAUGUCGACGAGCAAGAGCUAAAGCGCGAGUUUCGCCGGUUUAUGAGCGAUCCGGAGACGAGAGAAAAGGCUGCCAACUAUCUGUACGAAUCGCUCGUGGACGAAACAAUCCUGGGCAUCGCGUACGAGGUGCACCACGCAAACAAGACGGGUUCCGGUGCCGCCGUCGAGGGUGAGCCAGAGGACAGCAAACCGUACACGAUCGUCGACCAGCCCGAUACGGACGUGUUCGGUUCGUCCAACACCAAGAAAGCCAUCGACUGCCACUGUCCGAACUGUAAUCGCAUCGUAGCCGCAUCGCGAUUUGCUCCACAUCUGGAAAAGUGCAUGGGUAUGGGAAGAAACUCCUCACGCAUCGCAAGCAGACGCAUCGCGAACACACGUGACGUGGGAACAGGCAAUUAUUUCGGCGGCGACGAGGACGACGAAGACGACGCGGACUGGUCGGGAGAGAAGCGCAAAAAGAAGAUCUCGCAGGUGCGCACUAAUGGGAGCAAGAAAAAUGGCAAAACCUCAUGAAAGUAGGUGCACGUACGGGGUUGAUUAGCGGCAAGUGCUCCUGGAGACGGCUGAGAUGUUUGCGGGCCAAAACAAAAAAAAACCGCCACCGGCAUCAGCAACCCCUACGAAGAAAGCGCGAAUGUGUGAUGCAUUCCAAACCAGUCACAUGACUUGACCUCCCUAUCCAUCGAAUGUUGGACCUCAGUAGAACGAACGCGGUUCGGUUGAAUCUCGGCGAUGAUAUUGUACAUGCACUUUCUGCAAUGUUAAAUUGCCAAAUGAACUCCACAACUGGUGGUUUUACCUAGUAAGCGUCGCGUUCGUGGUAACGCACGCCGAUGUGGAACACCGUAGUAUCCUAUAAACGUGGCAGGGGCAGGUGAAUUGAAACCCCAACUUCCAAGUAAUAGUAUAUCUUAAACACACUACCUAGGCUAGCUGAAAUGGAUUAAUAAUGUAAACGUAAUUCACACACUCCUCGCUCGAUUUUCUAUAUGUAGCGCCAACCGGGAAGCUUAUAAUGUACGUUUAAACUUUCCCUGUAGUGUGAAUAACCGUUCCAUGUAAAUAAAAGAAGAUUUUCACACUGAUA